This is a messenger RNA of Pterocles gutturalis (yellow-throated sandgrouse), 412 nucleotides long. Its product is annotated as U2 small nuclear ribonucleoprotein B''. The record is from RefSeq and is a predicted model, not a curated record. Gene Ontology annotation, molecular function: pre-mRNA intronic binding; U12 snRNA binding. NCBI's taxonomy places the organism in Eukaryota, Metazoa, Chordata, Aves, Pterocliformes, Pteroclidae. Gene Ontology annotation, biological process: mRNA splicing, via spliceosome. Gene Ontology annotation, cellular component: U12-type spliceosomal complex. The transcript is spliced from 3 exons. The annotation marks the transcript as partial.
CUGCUCGCAGGCAGGUCAGCAGCCGCCCCGGAGGAUGGACAUCAGGCCGAACCACACCAUCUACAUCAACAACAUCAACGACAAGAUUAAGAAAGAAGAACUGAAAAGGUCCCUGUAUGCGUUAUUCUCCCAGUUUGGUCAUGUGGUCGACAUAGUGGCUUUAAAGACUAUGAAGAUGAGAGGACAGGCUUUUGUUAUAUUUAAAGAACUUGGAUCGUCUACCAAUGCUUUGAGACAACUACAAGGCUUUCCGUUUUAUGGGAAACCAAUGCGUAUUCAGUAUGCAAAAACAGACUCUGAUAUUAUCUCUAAAAUGCGUGGUACUUUUGCUGAUAAGGAAAAAAGGAAGGAAAAGAAGAAAGCCAAAACUCUGGAGCAGUCCGCAAAUGCAGCGAAUAAGAAGGUUAUCCAG